This is a messenger RNA of Polypterus senegalus (gray bichir), 2233 nucleotides long. Its product is annotated as cathepsin K-like. Gene Ontology annotation, cellular component: lysosome. The transcript is spliced from 8 exons. Gene Ontology annotation, molecular function: cysteine-type endopeptidase activity. The record is from RefSeq and is a predicted model, not a curated record. Gene Ontology annotation, biological process: immune response. Bases 134 to 1120 code for a protein of 328 amino acids. NCBI's taxonomy places the organism in Eukaryota, Metazoa, Chordata, Cladistia, Polypteriformes, Polypteridae.
AUAUUUUCCAGUCUUCUGACUUCCUGCAGGCGCCGCGAAUAUAUAGACGUCAAGAAUCGCAACACAGCACAAAGGAGCCCUGCAGGGAAGCCAGGACAGGAUAACCCGUGGCAAAACGCAACUGGAUCUCAGUAUGCUAUAUAACUAUUUACUCGUACUUUUGGCCUUUGUGGCCUCUGUGGUCUCACAAGACCCAACUCUGGAUUCUGCAUGGGAUACCUGGAAGAGGACCAAUGGCAAGCAGUACAACAACCUGAAUGAAGAAACGAUACGACGUUCAAUUUGGGAGAAGAACACAAGAUUAAUCGAGGCACAUAAUCAGGAAUAUGAACUGGGAAUCCACUCCUAUGAAUUGGGAAUGAAUCAUCUGGGUGAUAUGACUAGUGAGGAAGUUGUAGAGAAGAUGACUGGACUGCAGGUCCCUCUCACAAGAGAUCCCAACAAUACUUUUAUUCCUGAUUCUGACCUGGACCUACCCAGAUCUGUGGACUACAGAAAGAAAGGUUUUGUAACACCAGUACGUAAUCAGGGACCCUGUGGAUCCUGUUGGGCAUUCAGUUCAGCAGGUGCCCUUGAAGGCCAACUCAAGAAGACCACAGGCAAACUGGUAGUGCUGAGUCCUCAGAACCUGGUGGAUUGUGACACUGACAAUGAUGGCUGUGGGGGUGGCUACAUGACUAAUGCCUUCAAGUACGUCAGGGACAACAGAGGGAUCGACUCAGAGACAGCAUACCCUUAUAUUGGAGAGGAUGAGAAAUGCUACUUCAAUAAAACCGGGGUUGCAGCUACCUGUAAAGGAUACAAGGAGAUUCCAGUGGGCAAUGAACGUGCACUUCAGGCUGCUGUGGCUAAAGUUGGGCCUGUGUCUGUGGGCAUAGAUGCCUCACUUUACUCAUUCCAGUUCUACACGAGAGGCAUCUACAAUGAUCCUGCUUGCAACAAAGAUGACAUCAAUCAUGCCGUCUUGGCAGUGGGCUAUGGUGUAUAUAAGGGGAAGAAGUAUUGGAUAAUCAAGAACAGCUGGAGUGAGACUUGGGGAAACAAAGGAUACAUCCUUAUGGCCCGCAAUCGAAACAACCUUUGUGGUAUUGCCAACUUGGCCAGCUACCCGAUCAUGUAAAUGUGGAGCAGCAAUGCGGCAGCCGGUAGAGGAUGAUGGAAUGGAGGAACAAAAUGAAGAAAAGAUGAAAUUUACAAGACAGACAGAAAAUAUCUUUACACAUUUUAUCUUUUUACCAGUCUUCUGUUGGCUGUCAAAAUGAUGAUGGAGAGACAAAUUGUAUACUUUCUCUGUGGUACAUUUACAAAAGAGCCUAUUUUAAUAGCAUGUACUUGAAAAUUAAAAGGAAAGCCAAUACCGUUUUGACAAGUGUCGCUCUAUUUACAAAAUUCAGUCUGUAUCUAAAAUUCAGCCUAUAUAUGUUACUAUAGUGGAAUAAAGGAAGUUGUAAGCCAAGCAGUUUUAAGCAUUUAGAAAACUUACAGGACAAGAUGUUCUGCUGGGCAAACCUAAAUAAAAAUCCUGCAGUGACGUGAUAAUACAAACCAUUCCCAGUUCUUCAUCUUUCAUUUAUAGUGUGCAAUCAGAAUUCUAUGUGAUCUAAUGGAUAAGAAGCAGGACUUCAGACCAUAAGGUUCCCAGGUCACUUCCUACUGAGGAAAUUACUUAAUUUCAAAUGUACUCACUUAGCAGAUGAUUUUAUUCAGUGACUUACAAAAGAAGUGAACAUAUCAUUCAAUGGGUCUGUGCUCCCCUACCUGAAUAAGUACAGCAUCCAUGUAUAUCUUAUUGGACUUGGUUCAUCAUAAAGAUUGAUUGCAAAAAAGUAGGGUUUGCCAGCAUUAGCUAUUUACUAGGUAAUGCUAUAUGUGUGCACCUUGGAUUUAGCUUAUCACAGUAAAGGUGUGAGUUACAACUUCAUUUCAUUUAGUUUACAGGACCUUGAAUUUCAUUAGAAGAACAAAAUUAAUAAUACUCACAACACAAUAUUCAUGACCAGCUUGAAUUAUGGUUUAGACUAAUAUUCAAAGAUAUAGUAAACAUGCAAGGCCUUGAAUCUGACUCUUACUCUUAGCUUAUUUUGUAAUCUUUAGCAAGUCACUUAAAAUAUGUUAAAGUGAUAUGUGUGGGUACAUUUGAGGAGUAACACUUUGUACAUGUAAAGCACUUUCAUAUAAUUUGAAACGUAAACAUUGGUGUGUAAAAUAAAGGUUGUUUGACUGAUUAAAGAAA